Molecule: messenger RNA, 2409 nt
Organism: Aureobasidium vineae
Lineage: Eukaryota; Fungi; Ascomycota; Dothideomycetes; Dothideales; Saccotheciaceae
Source: the annotation of a GenBank genome assembly
AUGAACCCUCCAAACCCCCACCAACCGCAAUUUUCAUCGCUCCCAUAUGGUGCCACUCCGCCGGGUGCCCAGGCCCAUAACCCUUCGCUGCGCGCCUUCGGCAACUCAUACUCGACUUCCAACUCGCCCACCAACGCGACCUUUCAGCAAGCUGCCGCCUAUCUAGAAGGCAAUUACGAUGACGACGGAGACGAUCGCGCAAAUGACCACGACCAUGACCAUGACCACGACCAGGGCCAGGGUGAUCCCAAGCGUCGCCGCGCAAAGUACAUCGAGGGCUUGGAGAACAGACUUGCGCGUAUGGAGGGCUUGCUAAAGAUGUCGGGUCUGCUAGGAGAAGACGAUGGCGGCAAGACCGAUCUCGGCACGCUGGAGAAGCGGUUGGCAGAUAGGCAGGCCGCCGGCUCGUCGUUCGCAUCGCCAGCCUCACCGCACAUCGCUGGUGACGGUUCAACCUCUGCUCACCCAACCCCACCCACUGGACUUACCAGUCCUCAGUCUGGUGCGCCGCUGCAAGAUGGCCUAGCGCGGUCUCAAGACAAGGCUGCUGAGGGUCUGGCAGACCAGAUGUGCUCACUAGUCACGAAUAAUGCUGGAGAAACUCGAUACAUUGGAUCAUCGUCUGGCUUUUCUAUCUUCUCACCAAAAGGAAUCCAAUGGGUCAACGAGAAGACCGGAGACUCCUCUUUCCGUGAUAUGAUAUCCCAGGCAGCUAGUGAUGACAGAGCGUGGGCUGCCUGGAAGCCCGAAAUUUUUGACGAUAUCUUCUCGCGCAAAAUCUACAAGCCUCUACCUCCCAAACCCGAAGCUCUCGCCUUACUGAAGGACUUCUUCGAGAAUUUCAACUGUGUGUUUCCAUUGUUUCAUGAACCAACCUUUAUGCACCUGGUCGACAAACACUACUCGCUUGACCCAUACGAAGGUUCUGGAUGGUGGGCCAGCUUGAACGUUGCGCUCGCGAUUUCUCACAGACUUCGUAUUAUAGGUGAAGACGACGCCCGCAUUGAAGACACGAAAGCUUGGGGCUACCUGAAAAAUGCCCUGGCUGUCUUCUCGGAGUUGACCAUGCGCAACAAUGACCUGCUCAGCGUGCAGGCUCUGCUAGGCAUGGCACUCUUCAUGCAAGGUACACCCAACCCACAGCCAGGCUUCUUCCUUGUAGCCGCAGCGCUUCGCUUAGCACACAGCAUUGGUUUGCACAAACGAGGAUCCGAUUUUAAUCUUAAUGAGAUUGAAUCCGAACAAAGGAAACGUGUGUUUUGGAUCGGUUAUCUGAUGGACAAGGACAUUUGUCUUCGUUCAGGGAGACCUCCUAUCCAAGAUGACGAUGAUAUGAACGUCGAGCUUCCGAGUGAAAAUCCAUCAGACAACAUUGGUGUUGUACCAAUAGAGAGUGGCAAAGGCAAGGUCAAUCUGUUUCGGAUACAAUGUGUUUUCGCCAUGAUCCAGUCAAAGGUCUACAAAUUACUUUACUCGGUCAAAGCCGCUCGCCAAACAGAUGGCGAACUAUUGAACACUAUCGGAGAUCUCGACCAGGAACUAGAAGAGUGGAAAGACUCCAUUCCUCUUGAAUUCCGCCCUGAACAUGAGAUCAAAAUGGUCAGCCAGUCGCCACUCAUGCUGCAUAUUGUCGUCAUGCACUUUGCCUACUACAACUGUCUGACAACCAUUCAUCGAAUGUCGGAUGCUAGAGCUCGAUCUGACCUCAAGCUUAUGAACUCUAUGACCGAGUUCCUGCAAAUGCUGUGCGAGGAAGAUGGUAACAUUCAUUGUCGAAGGAUGGCGUCGAUCUGCAAAGAGUUUGAACGUAUCGCUAGGGUAGUCCUUGAUAAGGCUGAGAGGGACAUGAAAGGUAGGGGCAAGAGAAAGACUCGAGAAAGUGAUUCGGCCACACAGCCCAAUUUACCCUCGCAGUCUGAGCGUCGCUCGACAUCUCAGCCGGCACAAGCUCAGCAUACACCAAGCUUGCCUACUUCGGCGCUACCUAACGGACGAACAACAACGGCAUCUCCAUCCGUCCAUCUGAAUGGGCAAACGCAACAUCAAGUCUUUCACCCUCCACCUAUGGGACAAAUACCUUUCACAGCACCAUCAAACGUAUCCCCCUACCAAGCGAGCAGUAUGGCACCAGAGCCCUGGAUGCAGACCGUCCCACCUGCACCAGAAACCCUGUUCUCUCAAACCGACGGCCGAUUCCCACAAACAACAUUCCCGCAGGAGAACAACUUUGACAUGCAAGGCUAUAGCCUGGGACCCAUGGCUGGAGAUUUAGGUGGUAGUUUCCAACAACCAUUUGUACCACAGGACCUUUGGCAGAUGCCUAUGACAUUGGAAUGGGAUUGGGCUGAUUUCUUUGGCACGGGGCCGGGGUUUGACCUCAACAACCCUACUGGAGGUGGGCCUCAGUAA